GGACCCCCGCGCCCCAGCCGCUCUUCGCGUCCCCAGCCCUGCAGCCCCCGUCUCCGGGGCUCCGGUUCUGGGCCCACCUCGCCCUCUCCACCGGCUCCUCCCCUCACCCUCUGCUCCUGUGUCUUUCCUUCUCAGUGCCCCUCUGCCCCCCUCCUUUGCCACAGCGUCUCACCCUCCCCCUGGCCCGCGGCGUCCCUCUUUCUGCUUCUGGGUCCUCUCUAUCUCGGGCCCUUUAUCCCUACCCCUCCCCGUCCUCUUCCUUUUCUGCUCUCCCCUCUCCUCUCCCCGACUCCGAUCUACUUUUGUUGGAGCCCCCUACUCCCAGGCUAGGGGUGGGGACCGUGCUGGGAGAGGUCGGGCUCUCCAGGCUGCUGGACAAGCGAUUGGCUUUUUGAGAGAGAGAAGGAGACAGGAGAGGAGCUGAGCACCGGCUUGGGAGGGUGGGGACAGGAACAUGGCAGGAGGUGAGGACCCGCUUCAUAGAGGGUGAUGAACAGCAGGAGCAGUUGGAUCCAACUUCAGGGCUCUGGAGAAGUUUGAAGAGGAAGUCAAAGAGCGUCAGGGAUGAGACAGACGAAGAGCCUGGGCCACUAAUACGAUGAGCUACCCCACUACCCAGGCAUCGUGGACGGGACAGCAACCCUGGCAGGCUUCUCUGAGACAGUGCCCUCUGCACCCCGGGGCCCUGGGCCCUACGGCCCCCACCGGCCUCCCCAGCCCCCGGCCCCAGGCUUGGACAGUGACGGCCUGAAGAGGGAGAAGGAUGAGAUCUACGGUGGCUCCACACCCCCCUCAUGAGCUCCGCCCUCCUGCCUCCCUCAGACACCCGCUCUUCCCACUGCUGGCCUUGGUCUUUGAGAAAUGUGAGCUGGCCACCUGCUCACCCAGAGAUGGGGCCAGCGCUGGGCUGGGCACACCCCCCAGCAGCGACGUCUGCUCUUCUGACUCCUUCAACGAGGACAUUGCGGCCUUUGCCAAACAGAUCCACUCCGAGAGACCUCUCUUCUCCUCCAACCCAGAGCUGGACAACCUGAUGAUCCAGGCCAUUCAGGUGCUCCGGUUCCACCUGCUGGAGCUGGAGAAGGUCCACGACCUGUGCGACAACUUCUGUCACCGCUACAUCACCUGCCUCAAGGGAAAGAUGCCCAUCGAUCUGGUCAUCGAGGAUCGGGACGGCGGCUGCAGGGAGGAUCUCGAGGACUAUCCAGCCUCCUGCCCCAGCCUCCCAGACCAGAAUAACACAUGGAUCAGAGACCAUGAGGACAGUGGGUCUGUCCAUUUGGGGACUCCGGGUCCAUCCAGCGGGGGCUUGGCCUCUCACAGUGGGGACAACUCCAGCGACCAAGGAGAUGGGCUGGACACAAGCGUGGCCUCUCCCAGCUCUGGGGGAGAGGACGAGGAGCUGGACCAGGAGCGGCGGCGGAAUAAGAAGCGAGGGAUCUUCCCCAAGGUGGCGACCAACAUCAUGCGAGCCUGGUUGUUCCAGCACCUCUCGCACCCGUACCCCUCAGAGGAGCAGAAGAAACAGCUGGCACAGGACACGGGGCUCACCAUCCUGCAGGUCAACAACUGGUUCAUUAACGCCAGGAGACGCAUCGUGCAACCCAUGAUCGACCAAUCCAACCGCACAGGGCCAGGCGCCGUCUUCAGCCCCGAGGGCCAGCCCGUGGCAGGCUACGCUGAGACUCAGCCGCAUCUGACUGUCAGGCCACCCGGCUCAGUGGGCAUGAGUCUGAACUUGGAAGGAGAGUGGCAUUACCUAUAGAGACGGAGUUCAGGAGACUCCAGCCUCCAGAUGUGACCACAGCCUGUGCCCAGUUGGUCCCUGCCAGGCCCUCUGCUUCAGGACUCCAGCUCCAAAGGCCCCUCCACUUAAUGCCUACCUCCCUGGGGCCUCACUGGGACAUGGGGGACCUGAGCAUCCACUUGAGGGUCUCUCAAGGACACAGACAAGACCUCCAGGCCCUGCACCCACUUCUGCCUUCACCUUUGCCUGGGACCUGAGAGCCUGGGCAUGGUCCGCAGAAGAUGGUGGCCAGGGCCCACCUCCAGGACAGAGAAGGGACUGGGAGUGGGCUGGAGCCAUCGGGGAAGGGGGUCACCCGGAUCCGACAUUUGGGAGCGAUUCCUUCACCCUCUCACCCCAUCCCCCCUCCGCCUCCCCCUCCCCCUUCUCUGAUGUCUUCUAC
Molecule: messenger RNA, 2189 nt
Organism: Ictidomys tridecemlineatus (thirteen-lined ground squirrel)
Lineage: Eukaryota; Metazoa; Chordata; Mammalia; Rodentia; Sciuridae
Source: RefSeq, a predicted model, not a curated record